This is a messenger RNA of Ixodes scapularis (black-legged tick), 780 nucleotides long. RefSeq lists its product as uncharacterized. The transcript has a single exon. The coding region runs from base 1 to 780 and encodes 259 amino acids. NCBI's taxonomy places the organism in Eukaryota, Metazoa, Arthropoda, Arachnida, Ixodida, Ixodidae. The record is from RefSeq and is a predicted model, not a curated record.
AUGGAACGCCUGAAAUCGAAGCACACCGUCCGACGUUCGCAAAACACCUGGCUCAUCAACGAAGCUACUGCAGUUCUUGAAACUGCAGACCUGGCUACUCUGACAUUGCUGCUCGAACGACUGACUACGAGCAACAACGAGCUCCGUCAAAUUAAUACCGAGACCGAAGACCACAUCAGCGAUGGACACCUCGUAGCAGAAUACACUGCAGUAGUCCAGUACGAUGACGAGGCUACGAGAAUGAUCGCCGUGCUGGGUAGUAGGGCAGCUACCCUCCGGGAGAAGGAAAGACAACCGCCGCCUCCGCCAUCGGUGACGACGCAGUCAGCAACAGCGACCGGAGAAGCAGCACAAGCUAAUAGAGCCACGGGAGUCAAGCUUCCCAAGCUACGUCUCCAGACGUUCAACGGCGACAUUGGUGAAUGGCAGAACUUCUGGGAGCAGUUCUCUAGUUCAAUCCAUGAUAACGAGAGCGUCCCGCGCUGCCAGAAGUUUCACUAUCUGCGCACUCUUGUCACCGGACCAGCAGCUGCAGCGAUCGCAGGGCUACAAGCCAUUGACGCCUGCUACGAUGACGCCAUAGAGAUUCUUUCUGGUCGAUUCGGAGGCAGACGACGAAUCGAACAAGUCCAUCUGGCAAAACUGCGGACGUUGCCAUCCGUCAGUUCAUCAAACGACACCAGAGGUCUACGACGAAUGUACGACCACAUACAGACAAAACAUCCGCGGACUGAAGGCUCUCGGGGUUGGGUCAGACACGUAUUCCACCAUGAUAUCUGA